AGUAGUGACACCCCCAUCACCAGGUGGGUCGCCUUCAUUAUAGUGGCUAUGCUCUUCUCCUACCAACACAAUUCCCUCUGUGUUAAGAACCGCUUCCGAGUCACUAAUAUUGCCUCGCAUAGACACUGUAAGUAAUUAAUACACGUAAGAAGUGAGAGCGCGUGUGGAAUCACUUUGGCAGGGUCCGUCUAUCAAGAAAUUACUUCUUCCUGAUGAGCGGUCAAUGUCUGACAUGAGGCUUCCUCCGAUCGAAUCCAUCGAUCCAACUAUUCAUGUGCCCUGGCUGCUAGAUGCAGCUGAAGAAAGACGCAAGUUAUCGGAGGACGUCGUCGUGGAAUCCAACGCAGUCUCUAUGGCUUCGCUAGUUUCGUGCAGUACCCACACGGGUCGCGUGGAUGUUCAAGAUAGAGCAGGCGGGGCGAAUGUCGCGGGCUACCGUCUUUCUACAGGAGAAUCCGCCAUGAAUUCCAUUUCCUCAGGAGGUCUGCAUCUCUGGAAUGGAAAUACGAAUGAGGUGGACAUUCGUUCGGGGCAAAGCCCACCACUGGUAGGUCGUGCAAGGAGGCUAUUACAUUAUGUUCAAAACCUGGGAUUUCUAGCCUGCUGUAGUUCGCGUACCAGGAAACAUGCCCCCCAAAAUGCCAGCCCAACCUCUGUCCGAGAAGCAGCAGAACAGUGUUGAUCUGACCUUAGUUUCCACCUUCAGGAGAAUUCGGCGACUAUUGGUUCCGGGUGAGGACAAGCUACCUCUCACACAGAAGGCCAUUUGCAUCGCGCCU
Pisolithus orientalis is the source of this 779-nucleotide messenger RNA. RefSeq lists its product as uncharacterized. NCBI's taxonomy places the organism in Eukaryota, Fungi, Basidiomycota, Agaricomycetes, Boletales, Pisolithaceae. The coding region runs from base 224 to 682 and encodes 152 amino acids. The transcript is spliced from 4 exons. The record is from RefSeq and is a predicted model, not a curated record.